Molecule: messenger RNA, 3680 nt
Organism: Venturia canescens
Lineage: Eukaryota; Metazoa; Arthropoda; Insecta; Hymenoptera; Ichneumonidae
Exons: 1
Coding region: 559-2514 (651 amino acids)
Source: RefSeq, a predicted model, not a curated record
AUUUCAAUGAGUUUGACUCAGUUCGCGUCGCGUGUCAGUUGCAGAAAGAUUCCGGUUCACGAGGUAGAAUGUCAUUGUGGAGCGGCAGCUACGUUGAGGAGAGAGCAAAAAAUCGUACAAGAAAAUUCGUGGGAAACUUUGGUCGAGCAGAUUGAUCGGGCGGUGAGAUAUUCGAUCGUGCGCGGUGCGAGUGUUUGGAAAAAUCGUAAGAACGUUGCUGCGGGGACGAGUUUAAUUGAUGAUUAAUCGCCAAUUUGCUGUUUCCCGGAAGACCGCAAAAGUUGAAAGUGUUGAGCAGGGAGGUUUGGAAACGAUGGUAAAAAUGUUUGUAAUCGCAUAGCGCGCGCGCGCGCGCACACGUACCCGAAUGUCGAGAAUCUCGUUAUUUGCUCUGUGAUAAAUAAUCAUAGGAUCAAAUAAGAUUGAUUAUUCGCGAUCGGAGGAGGAGGAGGAGGAGGAGGAGGAGGAGGAGGAGGAAGGAGAGUUUGGACGAGGAUACAAAAGUUCUCGAAGCAAAGAGGAAUAAGUGGGUGAAAAAACGAAAACGCAUCGACGAGGAUGCCGGCCUGUUCGAGUGACGUUUGCGCCUCAGGAAGGCGAUUUCGUUGUUCGAGUCCUCCGAACUCGAGGAGCAACAGUGCUUCGCCACCCCCAUCGUGGCCCGCCGCUGCUCCCGGCUCGUCGCCGUUGUCCGUUUCGCCAUCGAACAGCCCGCCGAUCGGGACCUUUCGGAGGUCGACUUCGAACCUCUCGAGUUCUUCGUUGUCUCAGGCGAAAACAAUCGUUUCGGAAAACCGGAAGCACGCUUCCGGUGGAGCGCUCGGAUCCCAACACGAGAAUCCUCUCUCGACUUCGAGCUUUGAGAGUUUUGAGAGUUUUGAGAGUUUUCGUUACCGGCAAUUGGAUCGCGAGACGAACGAAGAGCGCUCGUCGAAAUCAGCAAGCGUGGGGGAAGACUGGAGGAAGAGGAGGAUCUUCCGGUCGAAGGAACGCGACGAGAAGAGUGCUCCGGUGAAAAAAAUGUUUCUUCCCGCUCGGAUAUUCGGCUGGUACGUCAACCUGGCGUUUCGCGCGUUCAAGCGCGCCUACGAAACUCUGAGUUACGUAGCAUGGGCUCCGGUAAUUUGGAUAUCGGCGUGGAUCUGUGUUUUUUGGGUGACGAUCCAACUGCCCCUGAAUUUAAUAAAGUGGUUCAUACGAGUACUGUACACGCCCUCUUCGGAGCGAUCCCGUAACAAGAGAUGCGUCCUGAUAACGGGGGGCAGUACGAUUCAGGCGUUGCAUCUUGCUCGGAACUUUUACAAGGCGGGAGCUCGGGUGGUCGUCUGCGAGAUCGAGGGGCUCUUCGGUCUCGCAAGAUUUUCGACGGCCUGCGCCCGGUUCUACAACGUGCCGCGGCCGGGUCCGGCCACGGCCGCCGAAUACGUGAACGCCCUCAAGAGCAUAGUCGAGAGGGAAAAGGUAGUUUACUUCAUACCGGUGAGCUGCACGAGCAGCGCAUAUUACGAUUCUCUGGCCAAGUCUCACCUCGAGAUAAUGGGCUGCGAGUGUUUCGUCCCCGGAGCCGCGGACGUCUCGAGCUUGGAGGAUCCGUUGCAGCUGAUGCGCCGGUGCUCGAUUUUGGGACUGGCCAGGCCCGAGCACAGGCUCGUCAAGUCCCUCGAAGCCUUGCUCGGGCUCUACGAAUCCGGAAAUUUGGCGAGGAACGCGAGAUACCUCAUGAUAUCGGCCGGUCCGACCGGCAUGACGGACCGAGCGAAGCUCCAUCUUCCGUGCUCGGUCGACAACACGGUGCCCCGUAAUUUGCACAGAAAAUUGGAGAGCUACGAGAUCAGCGAGAGGAGAGCCUGGCUCAUUGUUCGGGAACCGGCUUCGUCUGCGAGCGGAUAUCAACUGGUUACUUGUACGACGGUCAAGGAUUCGAGAGUCGUUGCGAACGUAACUUGCCGCCUGGACGAGGCCCGGGGUCUCGUGCCGGAAGAGCGCAAUGACGUUAAUCAGUGGUUGGAUGCUUUCUUUCGUGCUCCUUUUGCCAAGAGGAUCAACGGCCAUCUCAGCUUCAAGCUCGCUUUCGAUCCCGAGGAGACGAGCCAAGGCCUCGUGCCCAUUUCGUGCCGCGUCGGAGUCCCCCUCCCUUAUCUCUGUCUCACGAGCGUACAUCCCCGGCUCGUUUGGAGACCGUGCAGACACUUUUCACGUCAAAAUUCCCUCAAUUUCGUUCUCAAUGAAAAAUACAAAAAAGCUCCAUCCCCGCCGAAUCAACGAUCGGCGAGCUCCGACGGCCUCUUCGCUCAAACACCCUCCGCAGGGACCGGGACAAUAUAUUCCACGGAUCAUCACCGUUUCGCCGUGGCAUCCGCUCCCGUUCUUGACAAACGAGACGCCCUCUUCGUUUACUGGGACCCGCUGCCCUAUUGCGCCUAUUAUCAUCUUCAAUUCCCAUUCAGGCGCCUCGCCGGUGCCAUACGCGAAAGGCCGGCGCAGCACAAACCACCCCUCGGUGUCGUUCAAUAAAAAUACUUACCCACCGCGCCUACCUCUUCGCGACUCUUCAACGCGGUCACUCAUUCAUCGAUAAACUGUACAUAACAUACGAUCGCAUUCCUCUUUCUAUCUUCUCCCAAAUUCUGGAACGUCCAAGCGCCUCGGCAUAGAAACAAACUUUCAUUUAUACUCGCUCUUCGAUUCCAAGUCCUUGAAUAUUUUUAUGCACAAAGGCUAUUGUUACAUAUGGAGCGUCGACCUUUUGAGUUUAUUCGCGCGUUAAUAUACGCGCUGCUUAUAGACUUGUGUCUGCAUGCGUGCACGUAAAUAUUAAUUGAACAGAUGCAGAGAUCUUCGUCGGCGGCUUAUCGGAUAAUCACCUUGCCACUGAAUCGUCGUCUCGUUUUGUACAGAAAAGACUGCAAAAAUCUAUAUUAACGCAAUUCUUUCGAAAUUCCUCAUUUUUUUUUUCUACAUUUUUUAUCAUUUUCAUUCUUUUGAAAAUUUUGAAACGCUAAAACUUCCGGAUCUUCGGAAAAGUGUACAAUGACGUUUACCCCCUCUGCUUUUGCUCCGGAUAUAUCGAACGUUGAAUCGAGACGUGCAAGGAUCGGGCGGCUUUUUGAUAUUCAUAGCAGUAGAAUUAGAUUAAGUUUUGAUCAAGUCUUCGAGCGAGCCGCUCGAAAUGUAUACUUUUAAUACUAUAUUUAAAGCGUCAUGAGAGUCUUAUUCGAAUGAAGCGAAGAGCAGAACAAGACACGCAAAGUGAUGUAAUCUAAUGGCAUUAAAGUGAUGAAAAACAUUGAGCGGAAUGGACGAUAUCAGUGCGGUUCAACUGGACAAAUACUCAGUUUCGUUUAUUCUCUCUGUAGAACACGCGGACCAAUUGUGAUAAGUCUUUUUCCAUAUAUAUGUAAAAACGUAUAAACGAGUGAUUUGAGCGAAUUGAAUCGGUGCCCCCGUUAUCGUCGCUCUUCGAUAACGCAUUCAACAAACUCUGCAUAAUAAUUCUCGAUCUGCGAAAGACGGAAAGCGAGAGAGCGAGAGCGAGUGGAAGAUUUAUAAUAAUUAUUUGUAUGUUAUUUCGAUCAAUGAUGGAUCCGCUACAGAAAGAGUUUGAAAAACCGCGUCGAGCGGUUCUAAUCUUGAAAUAUUCCUUGCCUCGUUUCAUAUAAAAAUAAAUUAUUUUGCAAUAA